Messenger RNA from Quercus lobata, 843 nucleotides. RefSeq lists its product as uncharacterized. The record is from RefSeq and is a predicted model, not a curated record. Lineage: Eukaryota; Viridiplantae; Streptophyta; Magnoliopsida; Fagales; Fagaceae. The transcript is spliced from 2 exons. Bases 1 to 843 code for a protein of 280 amino acids.
AUGCCAUUUGACUCAUUCUUUAUUAUGUCUAUAAAGGAGGGGGAAACCCUUAGGGCCUACUCAUAUUGUUAUUGGAAGUUAUAUAAUGAGCCUGGUGGAGAUAACGGAGGGAUUGUGGCUAGCACGUUCAAAGUGGGACUCCCUAUUGACUCCGACCUAAGAGCUUUGUUAGCCUUGAAGCUAGUCAUGGUUAUGAAUAAGUUAAUGGAGUGGGUAGAGGAAUAUAAGAGAUUAGAAAAUGACCAGUUGCAGGAUAAAGCUAAAGCUAAAGUACCUGCUAUGAAGAAGAAAGGGGUUCAGAAACCAACAUUUGAGAUAGUUAGCUCGAUAUACAAGGAACUCGUCUAUCGGAUUGCAGAGAAGAUAAAGAAUGAGCCUCAUUUUCGUUGGCCAAAAAAAAUGAGUAGGGAUGUUACAAGAAGGAACCAAAGCCUUUACUAUUCAUAUCAUCGGGACCGAAGGCACACAACCAAGGAUUGCCGAACCCUAAAGGAUCAUUUGAACCAACUCGAGAAGGUAGGGUACUUGAAAGAAUUCAUGGUACUAGAAGAUCCUUGGCCUCAAGAUCCUAAAGGAGGGAGCACCUUAAGAACUUUGGUUCCAUCAUGGGGGACCAUAAGGGUGAUAAAUGUAGCCAAGAAACGGGUUAAGACUGCACAAAUUUCAUCUUGGAUCAUGGUCGUAGCUUUAGUUUCAGAUCCAAAAGUGGGUUUGCCCACCCCUAAAAAGGGAUGGUGGGAAGAUGAAAGCAUUGGUUUUACGGGGAAGGACCUAGAAGGUACUGUUCAGCCUCACGAAGAUGCACUAGUGGUGACACUGGCUUUGAUGUUAGAAGAGUUAUGA